AUGAACCGCGCAAGACUGGAAUCCCUCGAAAAGCUUAAGAACUGGGUGCUAGGACGAAAUUCGCAAAUCACAAAACUGGCCCAAGGUCAAGGCAUCGCUGGCACUAGAGCUGCUCCGUCUCAGAGUGGUCAGAACGAUGCAAGUAUCGGAUCUCGUCUCGAUCACAGCGAGCAGAUUGAGAUAGAUGGAAAGGACUACAGAAGAUACAAAUGGCAAAUCAACAAGAACGCAGCGAACUCGACUCUAAAAGAUUUGGCAAACAAAGACUCUCACAAGGUCUGGUCAGAGGCAGAUGUCCCGGUUGAUUCUGACACAUCUGAUGCGUCGGAUGCAAAGGCGAGGGUCGAAAAGCUUUUCAAUGACCUGAAGAAGAACAUGAAGAGCUAG
Penicillium brevicompactum is the source of this 387-nucleotide messenger RNA. RefSeq lists its product as uncharacterized. The transcript has a single exon. NCBI's taxonomy places the organism in Eukaryota, Fungi, Ascomycota, Eurotiomycetes, Eurotiales, Aspergillaceae. The coding region runs from base 1 to 387 and encodes 128 amino acids. The record is from RefSeq and is a predicted model, not a curated record.